Python bivittatus (Burmese python) is the source of this 3732-nucleotide messenger RNA. It is a transcript of the gene TENT5C, whose product is annotated as terminal nucleotidyltransferase 5C. The record is from RefSeq and is a predicted model, not a curated record. Gene Ontology annotation, molecular function: poly(A) RNA polymerase activity; RNA binding. Gene Ontology annotation, biological process: mRNA stabilization. NCBI's taxonomy places the organism in Eukaryota, Metazoa, Chordata, Lepidosauria, Squamata, Pythonidae.
AGAGACCGGAACGGCCGAGCCGCCGCCGCCUCCGGUGAGGGUUCCCGCGACGCGGAGGCUUCUGCGCCCUCCCCGCUCACCGGCUUAGUUGGAAAACGGAGUUCAAACAUUCAUCUACAAUGGCAGACAACAGACCAAAGGCUGACUCCACAUCCUGCAGUGUAUUAAGCUGGGAACAAGUCGGUCGCUUGCAUGAAAUCCUGUCAGAGGUGGUACCAAUUCAUGGACGGGGAAAUUUUCCAACUCUGAAGAUAACCUUGAAGAAAAUAAUCCAGACUGUUCGGUGCAGGCUGGAAGAAGCAAGCAUUCUAGUGCAUGACGUUCGACUGAAUGGUUCCACAGCUGGUCAUGUCUUGGUCAAAGAUAAUGGGCUGGGUUGUAAAGAUCUAGAUCUUGUUUUUCAAGUGUCCCUCCCAAGUGAGACUGAAUUCCAGUUGGUCAAAGAUGUGGUUCUGCAGUCCCUUUUAAAUUUUUUGCCGGAAGGUGUGAACAAACUCAAGAUUACUCCCAUGACUCUUAAGGAAGUAUAUAUUGAAAAGUUGGUAAAGGUAUCCACUGAAAUUGACCGAUGGAGCUUAAUAUCUCUUUCUAACAAACAUGGCAGAAAUGUAGAGCUCAAGUUUGUGGAUCGUAUAAGGCGGCAAUUUGAGUUCAGUGUGGAUUCUUUUCAAAUAAUACUAGACUCACUGCUUUUUUAUUAUGAGUGCUCAGAAAACCCAAUGUCUGAGCACUUCCAUCCAACUGUAAUUGGGGAAAGUAUGUAUGGUGAUUUUGAGGCAGCCUUUCUUCAUCUUAAGAACAGACUGAUAACUACCAAGAACCCUGAGGAAAUUAGGGGAGGGGGGCUCCUCAAAUACAGCAAUCUCCUUGUGAGGGAUUUCAAGCCCAUGGACAAAGAGGAGAUUAAAACCUUAGAACGCUACAUGUGCUCAAGGUUCUUCAUAGACUUCCCAGAUAUUCUGGAACAGCAGCGUAAAUUGGAAACGUACCUGCAGAAUCACUUCGCUGAAGAGGACAGAAGCAAAUACGACUACCUAAUGACCUUGCGGAGAGUGGUGAAUGAGAGCACAGUAUGCCUCAUGGGACAUGAACGUAGACAGACACUGAACUUGAUCUCCCUUUUGGCCCUCAGAGUUCUUGUAGAGCAAAACAUCAUCCCUAAUGCUAAUAAUGUCACUUGCUACUAUCAUCCAGCGCCUUAUGUUAGUGAUGCAAACUUCAGCAGCUACUAUGUUGCAGAUACUUAUGGCCAGGUAUGUCCUACCUGGUUGCCUUGCAAUUGAUUUCUUAUUUUCAGUGCCUCUAUUCAGCCAGAAUGGAGUGUUUCCUGUAUUUAUCUUGGCUACUUAGAGACAAAUAGAACUAACAUACCAAGCUUUAAUCAGGUCAUAAAAUAGUACUAUCUUUCUUAAAAGAGGAUCUCUUUGCUAUCUGUAUAAAUGCUUAAUUGCUUCCAUGCUGUCUUACUUUUUGAAGUUUCAUUGUCUGCAAGUUCUGUUCCCAGUUUAAUGGAAGUGAUGAGGGCUAAUCUGGUAUUCUUGUGCAGGAAAAAAUGUCUAUAUUCUAGCACACAAUUAGCUGAUCAAAACCCCACUAAAAGCAAUGGAAUUGAAGCAGUGUAAUGCAUGUAGCAUUAGAGCCAUUUUCCCUGAAGGUCUUAAUCAGUCUCCUUCUGGCACCAUAGCAGUAAUUAUGAAAUCAUCCUUAAAAGGGGGGGGGGGGAGGGGAAUCCUUACAUUCUAUUUGGUGCAUUUUAGUUUAAAGAAAUUAAAGAUAUUAGCAACUUUAUGCUGGCAGAAAUGGCUUCCAUAAUGCAUAGCAUUCAUGAUCUCUUCUUCUCACAAGCUUCCUCAGAAAUAUUGGAGUUGGAGACCUCCUUGAAUAAGGAGAGUGGCAGCGAUGGAGGCAAAGGAAGAGGAGAACUCUAAACAUUUUUUGGGAGGGCAGCAUUAGCAAUGGAGAGCUCGGCUACCUCUUGAUUUUUCCCAAAACAGAAGGCCCAUCGCAGGGUUUCUUCUAGCCUGUUUGGGAGGUUGCUGGGCAAAGGAAGAAGUGGGAAAAUACUUCUGCAAGGGUAAUAUUGGAUAUUUGCCUUUUACAAUCCAGAAAUUCUGAGUGUUUACAUCUUAGGUAGCAAAGCGAUUACUGGAAAACAUAGAGUUUAUGAAUCUGGAGUUUAGAAUUUUAUUUUGCCCUGAAACUUGAGCAUAUAUAGAAUAUAGAACGAAUAUUUUUCUAGAAUUAUACUGACACUGUAGAUUUUUUAAAACUCUUUUCAGUCAAAAUCCCAGGAGAGGUUUAAUGAAUACAAAACAAAAGGAACUGACAUAUGAAUAUAUAUAACCUGAUUUUUUGGGGGGGCGGGGGGAAGUAAUGCUAUUGAAGAUGUGAGCAGCAGGGCCUACAGUAGAAAUGAUGGUUUGAGUAGUUAUCUGCGAGUAGAAUGCUUCAAUUAACGCUUGGUUAACACUCCAAGUUCUUGAAAAAAAUGUCUUAAAAGUGAGUUCAGUUUAAAACAUUUAUAUAUUUCUAGAUCUUACUAUUCAGGGUUUAUUGGUACUUGUCGGUUUUCAGGAAGCCUCUUAAAGUUCAAAAGUAUAGAAAGGAGAGGUGGGCCCUCAGUCACAGUUGGUGAAUAAAUGAAGGUUUUGUAAGAAGGAAACCUGUCAAGCGUGCUUCUACAGCUCCAUUGUCUUUUUCAUGAAGAAGGGGCUCAAAAUACUGUGCAGAGGACUUUCUCAAUUGCAGUUUUCUUGUCAGCAAAGCUAGUAAUAAGGAACACUUCACUACAUUACUGAAGAAAUUCAUGAGUGAUGAGCAUAGAUUGACUAAAUCCAAAUCCCAGCAGAACACCUGAAAUUCCUAAAUUGUCUAUUAAAUACAGAGAGAAAAUAGAGUUUUCAACCCAUAGAGCUUUCACAGGUUUCUUAUUGCAAAAGGCUAUUUAUUAUACUGGUGUAUUUGUAUAUGUAGCAUAAGCAUAACAUUUCCAGAAAAGGAAACUAGGUAAGAUUAGGGACAGGGUCAUGACAAAGAAAAAAAAAUGUUUGGAAAUGUUCAUUACUGAGCAAUAUGGAAUAGAAAUCCUUAUUUUUUUCUCAAGAGCUCAAAAUAGUUUAGCUUUUUUAACAUUUCUUCUGCAACUUAGAGAUAGAUUCUUAUCCGUGCAAUGGCAGAUGACCACGGCUGUGCUAAAGUGCUACCACCUUUGAAUUCCUUGUUGAAUCAAAUGGAUAAACAGAAAUGUUGAGCCUGUUUCAAUUGCUUUAGUUAAACGACAUGUUUUGCUUGACCAUUUCAAAUUGCCUGAAUAUUGUUGAAAUUCAUUGCAUUGGAUUAUUCAAAAACAAAAAGAACAACUAGAAAGCUAAACAGUAAAAAGCAUGGCUGAUUUUCAUGAAAAGAUUUAUCUUGCUUCCUGGUCUAGAAUUGCACCUUAGGGUGAGAGGGGAAUAUAAAAUGGGAUUGUACCAAGAAGGGCCACAACAAGUUGAAGUUUCGACUUUUGUUCAACAUUUAAUUCAAAGCUGAAGUGCAUAGUAGAUGUCUAAGCCAAAUUUCUUUACACUAGUAGAAACUUCUUUUGUUUGCAUCUCUGGCAAGCGUGUGUUUCUUUAAAUUGCAAAAUUACUGUCAGUUGCUAGAUAAGAGUGAUAGCUUUGGUGAGGGCUGUUGAUGUGCCCCUAAUUUUGGUUUUCUUAAACUUGAAAGCUUAAAGUAAAAUAUUUUGGC